Pterocles gutturalis (yellow-throated sandgrouse) is the source of this 1762-nucleotide messenger RNA. It is a transcript of the gene ING3, whose product is annotated as inhibitor of growth family, member 3. Gene Ontology annotation, biological process: regulation of DNA-templated transcription. Lineage: Eukaryota; Metazoa; Chordata; Aves; Pterocliformes; Pteroclidae. The record is from RefSeq and is a predicted model, not a curated record. Gene Ontology annotation, cellular component: NuA4 histone acetyltransferase complex. The transcript has 8 exons. The annotation marks the transcript as partial.
GUAGACCGUCAUUUGAGAAAAUUGGACCAGGAACUCGCUAAAUUUAAAAUGGAACUUGAAGCAGAUAAUGCUGGAAUUACAGAAAUAUUAGAGAGACGGUCUCUGGAGCUGGAUACACCAUCACAGCCUGUGAAUAACCAUCACGCCCAUUCUCACACUCCAGUAGAGAAAAGGAAACACAAUCCAUCUUCUCACCAUAGUACAACAGAUCAUGUUCCUGAAAAGAAGUUUAAAUCUGAAGCCCUUCUAUCUACCCUGACUUCAGAUGCUUCUAAAGAAAGUGCACCAGGGUGUCGAAACAGUAAUUCAUCAUCCUCUUCAAACAAUGCAUACAAUACAAACUCUUCUCAACCAUUGGCAUCAUAUAACCUGGGCUCAUUAUCUUCAGGAUCUGGGGCCGGUGCAAUUACCAUGGCAGCAGCCCAAGCAGUGCAAGCCACGGCACAGAUGAAAGAAGGAAGACGAACUUCCAGUCUAAAAGCCAGCUAUGAAGCAUUUAAGAACAAUGAUUUUCAGCUUGGAAGAGAAUUUUCGUUAUCCAGAGAUUCAACUGGAUAUUCAUCGUCAGCUCUGGCAUCUACAUUAACACAGACGUUAAGUUCAUCAACCACAGAUUCACGAAGUGGCAGAAAAAGCAAAAACAACAACAAAUCCUCAGGUCAGCAGUCCUCAUCAUCUUCCUCUUCUUCGUCUCUGUCAUCGUGUUCUUCUUCAUCUGCACUAGCACAAGAACUGUCUCAGCAAACAGCAGUAAUACCGGAGUCUGAUUCUAAUAGCCAGGUUGACUGGACCUAUGAUCCAAAUGAGCCACGUUACUGCAUUUGUAAUCAGGUGUCCUAUGGUGAAAUGGUAGGCUGUGAUAACCAAGAUUGCCCGAUUGAGUGGUUCCACUAUGGAUGUGUUGGACUGACAGAAGCACCGAAAGGGAAAUGGUACUGUCCACAGUGUACAGCUGCAAUGAAAAGAAGAGGCAGUAGGCAUAAAUAAGCUUCUUCAUCUGGAAGACAAAUUACAUACUAGAGGUUUUAUAGAGGACUUGGGAGGGGGAGGAACCCCAACCGCACUUCCUUGCAACCACUCAAGGGUUAACAUAGCAGUCAUAAGAUCUUGAACUAUUGAUUUUGCUGGUUGUGUUUUAAUAUUGUAAGUAGAUUAUUUAUGCACAUUGAUGUGCUACAGACUAUUGCAGUGAGCCUUGGAUUGUUCCAGUGGCCAACAUAUGCAGACAUUUGUACUAUCACACCAUUUUCUCUAAGCAGUGGGCAUUCUAUAAUUACUCAAUCUUCAAAAAAUUCCAGUAAGUCAAGAUUUUAAAUGUAUGUUUUAUAUUCAACAGAUAGAUUCUGCUGCAUGUACUGUACUCAAGAGCUGUUAUGUAACACUAUGUAUAUAAAUGGUGCAAAAAGUCAGUGCUUCUGAAAAAAAAAAAUGAGACAAUGGUUUUUAAAAUGCCUUUAUAGCUUUGGUUCUUUAUGAAACUUAAUUCAGCAGGCUGAAGAAAAUGGUUCUUGUAUACAGCGGGCUGUUGUCCUCUAGGGUACUUGAGUAUGUAAAAACAAAAAAAAUGCUGUAGAAUAAAACAAACUUGUGCCAUUAGUCUUUAUAUGUUUCUGCUCCAGAGAAGGCGCAGGCUGUAAGAGGAAAAAAAGGUGUUAAAGUGAUGAUAAAUUUUUAUACCAAAUGUGUUUAUUUUUUUGUGCAAGUAAUCCUUUAAAUUUGAAUUGUAUUAGGUGUUAAAAUAAAACAACCUCAACUCCUCAAA